AAAAGACAUAGAUAAGGAAAACCAACACAGACAAAGCUUCCUCCAAAACCCAUCACCUCUCUCUCUCUCUCAGCCGAAAACAUGGCGAGGCUGAGGACGGCCAUGGAUUCGGCGUUCUGGGAUUUGGACGUGGCUACGCCUCGAGUCCUUGAAGGCGCGGCCAAGGCUGUACCGGGUGAGCCAUUCCCCAUGGACGCUGCUCGAGCAAGUCGAGCAAUUAGAAUACAGCAAGUCUCCUUCUUGGGAAAUGGGUUUCCUCUUGGCAUUAUCCCUUCUUACUCUCCCACUUCAUCCAAGGACUUGGGUUCUUUCACUCUUCAAUCCCUCUUGCUCAAGCCCGUCACCUCCAACUGGUGGGUUGGAUUUAUUGGGCAGUUCCGACCGAAGAAACUGAUAUCUUCUAUAAAAGCUGAAUUUACAAGUGAGGAUACAGAUUUCCCUUCUUUCAAAGAGGUGGCAAAGCAUGUUUUGGAAAAGUCACUUUAUUCAUUUGGAUUAUCAACACAGUUUUCUCCGACUCCCUCUUCGUUCAUAAGGUGGAGCACAGAAGGGCAUGGUGAGGAAAAGCGACGACGCCACAAAAUGAUGCUAUUUCAGAAGCUAACGAGUCAUGAUAUCACUUUUGAGGCCGCUUGGCCUCAGCUAUUCAUUGAUCAUAAAGGACAAUAUUGGGAUGUGCCAGAGUCAAUAUCCUUGGAUCUAUUAUCCCUUGUUUCUGAAUCUGGAUUCCGAUAUCGCCUUGGAUUGCAUAAAAGCAGUGGUCAUCCUGAUGCACUAAGUGCUCAAAGUGUUGAUGCUCCUACUUCUAUUUUGCCUGGAUUAUGUGCAAAAGCUGCUUUUUCUUAUGAGAAAAGCAAGGACUUCUGGAGGAAGGUUCAGACUCGGGAGGAUACAAUUGAGAAGACUGACAGGGGGUUGUUUUGGCGGCCUUCAUAUGAUGUGCGUCUCAGCGAACCCCAUUCUGCAAUAUCUGGAAUUAUAGGUGGCACCUGUGCUGCCUGGUUCGGGGAGAGGGCGAGCUCAAUGUGUGCUGAAUCAAAAGAACAUGAGGGCAUUUCUUCAAGUACUAAGAAGAGAAGCCCACUGAAUGCUGAUUUAUUUGGCUCAGUUUGCUAUACUAUCCAGCAUGGGAAUUUUAGAAAGUAUUAUGGUGAUCUAACCAGAGUAGACGCUCGGUUGGAUAUUUCUUCCGUGUCAGCUUUUGCCAAAAGGAUUCUCGACGGUUCCAAAAGUUCCUCUUCUAAAAUUGCAGAAGAUCCAAAUUCCCAUCCCAGGCUCAAUUUGAUCUUUCAACAGCAGGUAGGAGGGCCAAUUGUGUUUCGAUUAGAUUCGAGGUUCUCACUCGACUCGUCUUCUGGGAAACAUAAACCUCACAUGGAGGAUUUAAUUUGCAGCUUGACUUACUCCUUCAGGCUAAUACAAUCAGGGAAAGCUGUUUUCUGGUAUUCUCCAAAGAGAAAAGAGGGCAUGGUUGAGUUACGCGUCUACGAGUUUUGACAUGAUUCUCUGUGCCUAGUUUAAAUAUUUUGUUUUCAUUGAGUUUUUUUUGGAGGGAACUAGACUGUAGAAAAUACCCAAAAAUGAAAAAGUAGAAGGAAAAAAGAAAGGUCAUUUCUGUUUGAA
Messenger RNA from Humulus lupulus (European hop), 1623 nucleotides. Its product is annotated as protein TRIGALACTOSYLDIACYLGLYCEROL 4, chloroplastic. Gene Ontology annotation, biological process: ER to chloroplast lipid transport; acylglycerol transport. Gene Ontology annotation, cellular component: chloroplast envelope. The record is from RefSeq and is a predicted model, not a curated record. Gene Ontology annotation, molecular function: phosphatidic acid binding. NCBI's taxonomy places the organism in Eukaryota, Viridiplantae, Streptophyta, Magnoliopsida, Rosales, Cannabaceae. The transcript is spliced from 5 exons. Bases 82 to 1497 code for a protein of 471 amino acids.